CUCUAUAAAGUGAUGUGCUAUAAAGACUUCUGUUCAUAUUUCCCUACCCACCCUCCUGACACUUUUUGUGGAGAAAUACAUCCUCAUUUACUGGAUGCCAUGGCACAGUUUAUCCAUCUCUUACUGCUGCUGGCAACAAUCCAGCUGCCUACAGUUUCAGUAAAAAAGCCAUGUAUACAGCUACAAGAGGGAAUCAGUGUCCCUUUCAAUUGCCUAUCACAACGGACCAUAAAAUAUUGUUGCAGAAAUGACGACUGCGAGCCUUUGGCCAGCGGGACCAACCUCUGCAUUAGUGACUUAUAUAAAGCCAAGCUUGAAUUCUUUCUAUGUCUGAAGGUAUCAAAAGAUUGUACAAACUCAGUCUGUUGUCCUACUGCAGCUGACUGUGUGAGACACUGUGGGACUGGAGAUCCCACCUGCCAAUGCUUCACAUUUCAUACAGACAAUGGAAAAUGUUCCCUGAGGUCAUCAAGAGAUCACAUGGAGAUAAACUGUGAUAAAGACAAUGUCUCAUGGUACCUUGUUAGGAAGAACUGCAGUGACAUAAAUGAUGCAGGUCUGCAGUUCAACCCCACACCUAAAAGCUGGAUCGAUGCUCUGGAGGACUGCCUCAACCAGAACUCCAUCCUGGUUCAAAUCACCAACCAGACAGUGCAGGACGCAGUGAACUUGCUCCUGCUAAAUAACACAGCCAGUAUGCAGAAUGGGUCGUGGAUCGGCCUGGAGCGGUCCAUCUUUGGCCAAACCCCCCCCUGGAAGUGGACUUCAGGUUUAAAAGCUAAUCAGACUGGAACACCACCAUGGAACAGCAGUGCACCUGUGGACGCCUUCAACAACCACUGUGGAAAGAUCAUCUCGGUGAAUGGGUCAAAUUUCACAUGGCUGGAUGCAAACUGUCAUGAAAAGCUGCCUUACAUCUGCCAAGUUUCGAAUGGAACGUCUUUUCUGGACACCAGUACAUCACCUGAAAACUGUCCAGAUGACUGACAGCAGAAAUGUUGUUGUUUUCACUGUCUGUUCUGUCUUUUUUUUAUCUCUUUCAUAAAAAUGGAAAAGUCAUUCCACUAUUGCUUUGAUAUAAUUUUCAGUGAAUUUUGGUGUUUUGGGCUGCUGGUUUUAGCAUUCACAUUUUAUUGCACUUUCUGAUAACUGACAGAUUUUCUUUCUUUCCAAAACCAAUUUGCAAGUACUGUAAUACAGGCACUUGUUCAUUAUCAUUCAUCCAAUAAACAGUUUCCCCUA
This is a messenger RNA of Micropterus salmoides (largemouth bass), 1242 nucleotides long. RefSeq lists its product as uncharacterized. Bases 13 to 987 code for a protein of 324 amino acids. The record is from RefSeq and is a predicted model, not a curated record. The transcript has 7 exons. NCBI's taxonomy places the organism in Eukaryota, Metazoa, Chordata, Actinopteri, Centrarchiformes, Centrarchidae.